AUGCAGUCGUUCAAUUAUGGUUCGAUGCCGAUGGGAGAGCGAGGGGUUAUCAUGACUUACCGCGCCCAGCACCUCCAACAACAGCAGGGCCACACGCACCAUCAACAUCUGCAUCAACACCAACAUCAUAAUCAGCAACAGCAGCAUCACAAUCACCAGUACUAUAGCUACCAUACACAUUACCAGGCUGUGGUGUCUCCCAACGGUACCACCGCACCUCAGUUAACACAAGCAUCGUUUUUUCCCCUUCAUGCUGUAGUAACCCCGCCUCAUUAUUACAAUCAUUUGCAUCACCAACAUCACCUCUCGCAUUCCCAACAUCAUACACAGCCGAACUCUGGUGUGGGGUAUGCUAACACGGAGCGUUCUGGAUUUUCGCUAUACACGCCUGCAGUUUAUGAUGCGGGUUAUUCUGCUUCUCGGCAGUCAUCUCAUCGAGAGAGUCAUCGUGGGGGCCGUGGUCGCACGGCAACGCGAGGAGGAUACAACGCAGAGGGCGAUUUUCGCGAAUCUUACUUUGCGGUCCAAUUAAAGAGUUUUGCGGCGUUGGACGAAGCAAAACAAAAGAGUAGCAUACGUGAAUCUCUUCAUCCGACGGUGUUUGGGAGAAUGAGGCGUCGCGCAUCACCCGGAGUACUAAAGAUUCUUGUCAUUGUGGAACGACAGUAUCUUGCGGCAUGCAUGUCAGUACCCCAGUCGGAUGACGACGUGAUUUUAUCGAAGGGAGUUGCGAUGACAUUUUUAGAUGUACAGCACGUUUAUUGUGACGACGGCAUUCGAUUAGUGGACAUGGAUGACGGCACCCAUGUUGUAAAACACGUCUAUUCGACACUUCGAACUGCUCUGGCCCAACUGGCAGCACAUGACAGGACGCAUAACAAGAGAGAGGCUACCGUAAAUCUUUUACAACCCACCGGUAAACUUUUGCUGAAAGACAUUCUUGUCAAUCGUGCCGUGGCCACGACGAUUUUGGAGACUUUGGAAAGAGACGACGAGGAUGCAAAUAAUUUUUGGAUGCAACUUCUUUUUGAGCCUGCUCCUCCCACGGCGACGGAUGGCGCGGGUGGUUCGUCGCAGCAGCAGCAGCAGCAGCCAUCUAGAAAGUCAGGUCCUCCCCCGUUUCUUCCAUCAUAUGGGGUGGCAAUUUUUGCCACGACGCAGGGGAAUUGGUUGUUUAGAAAGGCUAUGAUGCAUCCCCAGCGAAGAGAGGCUUUCUUUCGCGUGUUACAGGACGCGGCAGUAGCAUCUCCGCAGGAUGACACUGAAGCGGUGCUGUCACCGACUAUUCCCGAACGGCUAUUUCUGGCUCUGUUUUCUUCUCCUCUGGUAUCGCGCUUUGUGUUUGAGUGCUUUGGUUUGGUGGAGGGGGUGCAGCUUUGUGAGGCGGAGUUGACAGUUCUGUAUGCCGCUCUGGGGCGACUUGCACUAAAGGUUGUCUGCAGCACCGGCGGUAGUUUUCUCAUGACGGCGCUGGUGAAGGCACUUUGCCCAAGUCGCUUGACCCGCGGGCAAAAGACGAGUGGGAAACGUGGCCGUGACACGGAGACGCAUCUAAAACAACAACACAGCGACGAUGAGGACCAACACCGUGCAACUGGCGGUGACGGUGGUGGUGAUAACGAGGGAAAUAACACUGGAAGCAGCGAGCAAGAAGAAAAGACAAAUGGUAUGUAUGAGCAAAAUCGACCCAUCCACGUGGUGGGGCAGGAAUACCGUAUGUCGGAGAUGUCUUCAGAGUGGCGACUCAUUUACGCGGUAGCUCGGGCCUUUGUAUCCGGUCCCAUUCCUGGUGAUACGGAAGAAACGGAGGCAACGCUGAGUUGCCGUGUCAAGCUGCUCACACAACACGUCGUGGCGUGCCGGUCCAUACAGAGUCUUAUUCCCUUCUUUGCUGAUACCGUUGCCCAAGAGGAAACGGAUCCAAAGCAGCAGCAGGAAAGUGUGCAAAACACAUUGCCUGAUGCAGCACAGUUCUUCGAUGACUGUUCGAAAAUCCUCUCGGAGAUUGCGAAUCAAACGGGACUUCUGGCGAACAUAGUUACGGGAAUUACGUAUUG
Molecule: messenger RNA, 2057 nt
Organism: Trypanosoma cruzi
Lineage: Eukaryota; Euglenozoa; Kinetoplastea; Trypanosomatida; Trypanosomatidae
Exons: 1
Source: RefSeq, a predicted model, not a curated record